UCUCCUCAUCUUGAGAAUGGAGUCGUUCCUCUGUUUCAUCUCUCUGUUUUUGAUAUCAUCACAAUCUGUUGCGUUGAGUAUAACAGAGAAACCAGAGAUAGAAUGUGCAAUGUGUUUAGAAUGCGAGAAUCCAUGUGAUCAGCCACCUCCUCCGUUGCCCUCACCCCCACCGCCUCCGCCACUAGAAUUUCUCUGUCCCCCGCCGCUUCCUCCACCUCCACCGCCGGUAGAGAUUUUCUGUCCGCCGCCGCCUUCUCCACCACCUCCAUCUCCUUCCCCGCCCCCGCCUUCUCCUCCACCUCCUCCUUCACCGCCACCACCAUGUAAUCACUGCCCGUUACCGCUUCCACCGCCGUUGCCGCCGGUUUGCAAUGAAUGCGUUCCUAACAAGCCUAGACCACCGAUCAUUAUCACCGCCGCAGCAGCUAUGCCAGAGAUCUCUGCUUCCAUCAGCUUAAUGAUUGCUCUAUUCGCCUUUCUAGUUUCCUCUCUAAUUCAAUAAUCUUUGUAGCGAUCUUUUAAUUCUAUUCGUUGUCUCUCUUCGUUAGUAAUUCUUACACUCAUCAUAAAGGAAUUUAAUUUCUGAUAUAACCAAAAUUUAGCAGGAUGUUAAACUUUUUAGUUUUCAGUAUGUCUUUUGAUCUCUAAGAUUCGAUGUUUCAAACGCAUAUAUCAUGCAUGUGUGUUUGCAUUUACAAUAAAAGUCAACUCUUUACAAA
Camelina sativa (false flax) is the source of this 719-nucleotide messenger RNA. RefSeq lists its product as uncharacterized. The record is from RefSeq and is a predicted model, not a curated record. NCBI's taxonomy places the organism in Eukaryota, Viridiplantae, Streptophyta, Magnoliopsida, Brassicales, Brassicaceae.